CGGAGAAUAGAAAAUGAGCCUCAGGGGUGCAUCACCCUUCUGUUCGAGUGCAAAUGUGGAUUUUCUAACCACAUUCUCUUCACAGAUUCUUCCGCCAGAAAUUAUAUUCGCCGUCUUCACUUCCGGGUCCGCCAUUUUGCAGCCUCCAUUUCUCCGCGAGGGGGGGUUAAAGGCCCCCAAAAUAUGUAUAUAUGAAAAGGCCAAAAAGUAACCAUCAUUGACAGGGAGCCUUAACUAGAGAAGGAAACAGGACCAAACUGGCGGGCUCGGCGAAAGCACAGCCGGCAGCGUCCCGGACGAGGAGUUAUAGCUUCCCACAAACUUGUGUUCCUAUGCAUAAAGAUGUCUUUGGUGGACUUGGGGAAGAGGUUGCUAGAAGCAGCAAGAAAAGGCCAAGAUGAUGAAGUCAGAACAUUAAUGGCAAAUGGUGCCCCAUUCACCACAGACUGGCUUGGAACAUCACCCCUGCACCUUGCAGCCCAAUAUGGUCAUUAUUCCACAGCAGAAGUGCUCCUUCGAGCAGGGGUUAGCAGGGAUGCCCGGACCAAAGUGGACAGGACCCCGUUGCAUAUGGCUGCAGCUGAUGGACAUGCACACAUCGUGGAACUGCUCGUUAGGAAUGGUGCAGAUGUGAAUGCCAAGGACAUGCUAAAGAUGACAGCUUUGCACUGGGCCACAGAGCACCACCAUCGAGAUGUUGUAGAGCUACUUAUCAAAUACGGAGCUGAUGUCCAUGCUUUCAGCAAGUUUGAUAAAUCUGCCUUUGACAUAGCCCUGGAGAAAAACAAUGCUGAGAUUCUGGUCAUUCUUCAGGAAGCAAUGCAGAAUCAGGUGAAUGCUAAUCCUGAGAGAGCCAACUCUGUGACUAUGGCUACCCCAUUCAUCUUUACGUCAGGAGAAGUUGUCAACCUCGCAAGCCUUGUUAAUUCAGCCAACACCAAAACAACCUCAGGUGACCCCCAUGCUUCCUCAACAGUACACUUCUCAAAUUCUACUACCUCAGUGCUGGCCACCCUUGCAGCUCUUGCUGAGGCAUCAGCCCCCCUCUCCAGUUCACACAGAGCCACAGGUAAUUCAGAGGAAAUCAUAGAUGGAAAUUCUGUUGACUCAUCAAUCCAGCAAGUGGUGGGGAGUGGAGGCCAGAGAGUCAUCACCAUAGUGACCGAUGGAGUCCCCCUCGGUAAUAUCCAGGCUGCAGUCCCUACUGGGGGCAUUGGCCAGCCAUUUAUUGUAACUAUGCAAGAUGGACAGCAAGUUCUGACUGUACCUGCUGGUCAGGUUGCAGAGGAGACUGUUAUUGAAGAAGAGGCAGAAGAAGCAGAAAAAUUGCCACUGACUAAGAAACCAAGGAUAGAAGAAAUGACAAACAGUGUGGAGGAAAGCAAGGAGGGCACUGAAAGAGAACUACUUCAGCUGCAACUCCAGGAGGCUAAUCGAAGAGCCCAGGAAUACCGAAACCAGCUCCUAAAGAAAGAGCAGGAGGCAGAACAGUACCGCCUCAAGCUAGAGGCCAUGGCCCGACAACAGCCCAAUGGAGUUGAUUUCACAAUGGUUGAAGAGGUGGCUGAGGUAGAUGCUGUAGUGGUCACAGAGGGGGAGAUGGAAGAGAGAGAGAUGGAAAUGACUAGGGCAGUAGGGACCACAGAGCCUCAUACUGGAGUUUCCAUGGAAACUGUUUCAUCUUAAUGUGCAAGGGCCACAACUUGUACUGUGUCCAUCUUUCUCCUCUUUUUAAAAGAAAAUACAGAGGACAAACAUUGUAUACAAAUUAAGAACGUCCUAAAGAAGAAAAUUAUAGCAAGGUACAAUGCUUGGGCUCAGAAAGUCUCUCAAUGCAACUGGAAAAUUCAAAGACAAAUAUAGGAAACACGUCUUCUGAGGGACCAAAAGAAUAAGGACCACAUUUCUCAGCUCUUAUCGUUGCUUUAAGCAUAGAGGUUAAAAAAAAAAAAAAAUGCUAGAUGUUGUACAUUGAUUGUUUUCUAAAUGACUGAUUUUCAAAAGAUUUUAAAAUAAUAUUCUUAAUAUGGAAACACCCAGAGCCUUUAAUAGUUGUACCAUCAAGUGACCUGAAAAUUUGUCUUAGAUUUAUUAUGUGUACUUGUUAGAGAAGAAAACUAUUUGGCAGAAAGUAUUAGAAGCAAGCUUUGGGGAAGAGAAAGAAACAUAUUCCACUUCCAAAGGAGCAGGCAGGCAUUCCCCACUAUCCUGAGUUAAUUUCACUGAAAAAAAGUUGUGAUUGCCUGACUAAAUUUGCAUCCAUUAUGUGUCCAUAGCUCAGAUGCUGGUUUAAAAAACUGAAACAGAAUUUUUAAAUACUGAAAAGGAAAAAAAGAAAAAAAAAACUUGUUGAUGUGGGAGAAGUGUGUAUAAACCCCAAAUCCUCCAGGCUAUGCUUCUACAAUGCUGGAAAGUAGCCAAGAAUUGGCUUGUAGGGUUAGGAAACAAUCUGGUCUGGAAAUACCAACUUUGCUCUGGCUGGAUUUUAUAAAAUUACAAUCAGGAGGGUAGUCUGUUGUUAGAACAACUUGCUUCCAAACAUUUAUUUAUGUAAUAUCAAGCUUUAAUGUCAACUUUUCAAUUUUAUAAAAUUUUGUUGAGUUUUCUAACAUGCUUUUUUGUGGAGCUUACAUGGUAUCCUUUCAUAUGCAAGAAAAGACAGGGGCGGGGCACGGCAGAGAUGAAUGCCAAGUAUAUUGUAUAGUUUUUCUCCCAUCUGAUUUGGUGUGAGUAAACUGCUCUGUUUCCUUAAGGUCAGGCCUUGUACAGAGCUUUUGUGCCUUAUAGGUGCUCAGUGUGGGCUGGCAAAGGGAGUAAUAAUUGUCAGUGCCAUUAAGUAAGGAACCAAAGAUUAUUUCAUCACUUUAUACUAUGCCUUAUCUCACAGUAUGCCUACUCCCUUUCCCUAGACAUUUUAAAAAGUGUUUUGUUGCUGGGAUUUCUUUGCCAGCUUGAAGGGGCUUUUUUUGUUGUUUUGUUGUUUUAAAGAAAGACUGUGGAUGGAGAGAAAGGGAUUGUGGAAAGGUUAUAUUACAGAGGUUAUUGCCUUUGAAAUUGUGCCCUCAUCAUCCUGGACUUGCUUACUUGCUUUUUUGUAAAUUAGAAGCAACCAGAGGGAGAUGUGCCAAGUAAACAUUUGAAUGACUGUU
Messenger RNA from Phacochoerus africanus (Common warthog), 3149 nucleotides. RefSeq names its product GA binding protein transcription factor subunit beta 2 (gene GABPB2). The coding region runs from base 343 to 1686 and encodes 447 amino acids. Gene Ontology annotation, biological process: positive regulation of transcription by RNA polymerase II. Gene Ontology annotation, molecular function: protein binding; transcription cis-regulatory region binding. The record is from RefSeq and is a predicted model, not a curated record. NCBI's taxonomy places the organism in Eukaryota, Metazoa, Chordata, Mammalia, Artiodactyla, Suidae. The transcript has 9 exons. Gene Ontology annotation, cellular component: nucleus.